Messenger RNA from Colletotrichum truncatum, 930 nucleotides. Lineage: Eukaryota; Fungi; Ascomycota; Sordariomycetes; Glomerellales; Glomerellaceae. The record is from RefSeq and is a predicted model, not a curated record.
AUGGCUACUCCCAAAUUCAACUCUAAAUCUCCUACGAUACGGCGCAUACUACGCGAGGCCGCCGAACUAUCCAACUCGCCAUCACCAGAUUAUACAGCAACCCCACUAGAAUCCGACCUCUUCGAGUGGCACUUUACUUUCCGCGGACCUCCAAAAUCCUCAUACAGCGACGGUAUAUACCACGGCCGCAUUGUAUUACCGCCUACCUAUCCCCUCCGUCCUCCUAGCUUCCGAUUCCUUACCCCAAGCGGUCGCUUCGAGACGAAUCGCGAAAUUUGCCUUAGUAUCAGCGGCCAUCAUGAGGAGACAUGGCAGCCCGCCUGGGGUGUAAGGACAGCAUUGGUUGCGUUACGCAGCUUCAUGGAGACCGACCCCAGAGGUCAGCUAGGUGGCCUCGAGACAAGCGACGACGUGCGCAAGCGCCAUGCAACAGCAUCACAUUCGUUCAAAUGUUCGAUAUGUGCUAAGACGAACCUCGAUAUCAUUCGAGAGUGUGAAGAGGGUGCCAAAGUCGUUGCCGGCUCGUCUGAGCCUCCCUCUGAGGUUGCGGUACCUGCAGAGCUGAAAAUGGGCUGGAAGGAUGAGAUGACCAAUACAGCAAAUCCUGUAGAGGAGCCAACCGCGUCAGACGCUCCACAGCGCAGUGAGGGUGACAGUGAAAGCGCUGAGCUCGCCGAAGGUUUCGUUCGCACAACACCUGAUACACAUCCAACGGAUGUUACUUUACCGCCAGCCGCAACUUCUCGUAUCGCUCGUCACGCCCAGGUACCUACGCCGACAAGAACAGUCUCGCUACCUCCGGCACCAAACGUUCGGCAAGUUCAUCAACGCCCUCAUGAUGAAGGCGUGCCGCUAUGGGUGGAUCGAGCCAUAGUUGUCCUAGUGGUACUUCUGUUGGCCAUGAUAGUAAAAGUUGUGCUUAAUUUGUAG